Messenger RNA from Pistacia vera, 2447 nucleotides. RefSeq names its product cysteine-rich receptor-like protein kinase 3. Bases 474 to 2414 code for a protein of 646 amino acids. Gene Ontology annotation, molecular function: ATP binding; protein kinase activity. The transcript is spliced from 7 exons. Lineage: Eukaryota; Viridiplantae; Streptophyta; Magnoliopsida; Sapindales; Anacardiaceae. Gene Ontology annotation, biological process: protein phosphorylation. The record is from RefSeq and is a predicted model, not a curated record.
AAUUGUAUUUCCUACGCGUUCUCUUUCUCUGUUUUGAUUUUUUUUUAGAACAAAAUGCCAGAAAUCCUAAGAAGAGGAAGGUAAUCACCAGUUUCUUACAGACAGUUGGCUUAACCAUUAUUUCCUACGCGUUCCAACCGGCUCUAUCUAUAGCUUGACUUGAGCAGAAGCAGUUUUAUUUUCACAUUGGAAUCUCACCAAAUCAGAUCCUCACACCUUUGCAUUUGAUCCCACCAACAUAAAAAAAUCUUUCAUACGAUUGGUUAGCUUUGCCCUAUGUCUCUCUAAAUAGGAAAAUUAUUGAUUAACAUCUUUAGUGGGUCCAACUGUUGCAAAAUUCCAGAUAGAUUUCACACCUUCCCAAAGUCAUCCUAAUAAUUUCUUUUCCCUCGGUUUCUUCGAAGAUCUUCUUUUUUCAUAAAUAUUUUCUUUCUUGAGUAGCUGACCUCCCUUAACCGGCUAAAACUAAUCAGAUGUUUAACCAUAAUUAUCUCCUACUUUUACUUAUAAUCUUCCUCUCGAUCUUCGCGAAACCUUUUCUUUGCGAUCCUAGAGCAACACAGGCAGCGCUAAUUUGCACCAACAGGACUGCCGUUUUAGAACGUCAACCCUUCGUCACAAACUUCUUAGCUACCAUGGAGGCAGUGACUCCACUGAUGGUCAGACAAGGAUAUGCAGCUGUUGUCAAUGGUACUGGCAACACCACGGUGUAUACAUUUGGUGAAUGCAUGAAAGAUCUUUCUUUUAAUGAUUGUAACCUUUGUUUUGCUCAGUGCAAGACUCGGAUCCUCGCGUGCUUUCCUUUUCAGCAAGGUACACGUGGAGGCAGACUUUUCUUUGAUGGGUGUUACCUAAGGUACGAUGAUUAUAACUUCUUUAAUGAAAGUCUAAGUUCAACGGAUAAAACAGUUUGUGGAACUAAAGAUUUUGGAGGGAACACGACUGUUUUUGGAGCUAAUGCUGUUGAAUUGGUGAGGAAUUUAAGUGCACAAGCUGUUAAAAAUGAUGGAUUCUUUGUUGGGUCAGUGAGUAGAGGAAAUGUAUUGGUUUAUGGUUUGGCUCAGUGUUGGGAGUUUGUGAAUGGAAGUGCUUGUGAGAAGUGUUUGGAGAAUGCGGUGUCGAGGAUUGGUUCAUGUACUCCAAAGGAAGAAGGGAGGGUCUUGAAUGCUGGUUGUUAUUUAAGGUAUUCGACACAAAAGUUUUACAACAAUUCAAUAACUGAUGAAAGAAUAGAGAUUGGAGGAGGCAACAAGACAGCUAUCAUCGCGGGAACAUCUUCUGCGGUAGCUCUUUUGCUCGUUGUUGUAUUGGUUGUUUUCUUCGUGAAUAGGAAACUUGUGAAGAAAAAGAGAGAGCGGAAGCUACUAGGAGCUUUACUGACCUCUGUGAAUAAAUCGAAGCUCAAUUUCUGCUAUGAAACUCUUGAAAAGGCCACAAAUUACUUCCACGAUUCCAGUAAGCUGGGACAAGGAGGAUCCGGGUCGGUUUAUAAAGGAAUUUUGCCAGGAGGAAAGGUUGUUGCCGUAAAGAGGCUUUUCUUUAACACAAGCCAAUGGGUGGAUCAUUUAUUCAAUGAAGUUAGUUUGAUCAGCGGCAUCGAUCACAAAAAUCUUGUAAAGCUGCUUGGAUGCAGCAUUACAGGCCCUGAAAGUCUUCUUGUUUACGAAUAUGUGCCGAAUCAGAGCCUUCAUGAUACCCUCUUUGGUAGAAAGGAUAUUGAGCCUCUGAGGUGGGAGUUGAGAUAUAAGAUCAUAUUAGGUGCAGCUGAGGGUUUGGCUUAUCUUCAUGAGGAAUCGAAUUUGAGAAUAAUACAUAGAGACAUAAAACUUAGCAAUAUUUUGCUUGAUGAAGACUUAAAUGCCAAGAUUGCUGAUUUCGGACUCGCAAGAUUUUUUCCAGAAGAUAAGACUCACAUGAGCACUGCCAUUGCUGGCACGCUAGGUUACAUGGCCCCAGAGUAUGUUGUUCUUGGCAAGCUGACUGAGAAGGCAGAUGUUUAUAGUUUCGGCGUUGUUGUUAUUGAAGUUGUCUGUGGAAAGAGGGCCAAUGCCUUAAUUCAAAAUUCAGAUUCUCUCCUACAAAUGGUUUGGGACCUUUAUGUGAAAGGAAUAGUACACAAAGCUGUUGAUCCAGUCCUAGCGGGUAAUAUUCAAAAAGAAGAAGCAUUUCAAUUGCUUCAAAUAGGCCUACUCUGUGUACAAGCCUCUGCAGAACUUCGACCAUCAAUGUCAAUAGUUGUGAAAAUGCUCACAAAUAAUCAUGAAAUACCUCAGCCAACGCAGCCCCCCUUCCUUAACCCUACUAGUGCAGAAAUUAGCUCACCGACUAGUCCUACAACUUGCAAUUCUAAGCCCGGGUCUUACAUCCAGUCUCAAGGGAAUAGCACCUCAGAAAGUUGGAUUGAACCUAGAUGAGCUGUUACUUCUAAAACCAUUCAGUAUACUGUU